UGUGAGCUGUUUGUGUUCAUCCUUUCUAUCAAGAACAGUCUUCGUUAUAGUAAGUAUUUGAGAAUGAGUUGUUUAUUUCGAAGUGAGGAGAUGUGUCUUGUGCAGCUGUUUUUUCAAAAGGAGUCGGCCCACAAUUGUAUCAGUGAACUUGGACAUCUUGGAUUGGUUCAGUUUAAAGAUCUGAAUCCUGGUGUAAUGGAUUUUCAGAGGCGAUUUGUGAAAGAAGUGAAGAAAUGUGAAGAAAUGGAGAGAAUUCUGAGGUAUCUCGAGAAAGAGAUGGUGAAAUGUAACAUUGUUAUUGCUGCAACGAAGGAAAAGGAGAUGGUCCCCUGUCCCAGAGACGUUCUGGAGCUAGAGUCCACCUUUGAGAAGUUGGAGCAGGAACUGAGAGAGAUCAACUGUAACCAUGAUGCACUUAGGCAGAACCUCACUGAGCUGAUGGACAUUGACUCUCUGCUCAGGAUGACCGAAAACUUCUUUGAGGAGGCUGAGUCUCUGCUGACCUGUUCAGAGCUUCCUUCUGAAGAAUAUGUGUCUAUGACCGUCUCAUCCCGCAUGACCAGCCGCAGAAACAGCAACACCAGCAACACUGGACCUCUAAGUCUAGGAUUUAUUGCAGGUGUUAUCAAGCAAGAAAGGUUUCCUGCUUUUGAAAAGGUUCUUUGGCGUCUUUUUCAUGGAAAUUUCGUCCUCCGACAUGCCGAGAUUCAAGACACUGAAGAACUCCAAGCAGAACAGAGGGGAACUGUGAAGAAGGAUGUGUUCAUUAUAUUUGUCCAGGGAGAUCAAGUGCGAGACAAGAUCAGAAAAGUGUGUGAUGGGUUUCAUGCCAAUUUGUACACUUGCCCAAAAGCCUUGCAUGAACGCAAGGAAAUGAGACGCAAUGUAAUUACACGAAUGGAAGAUCUUCGAAUGAUCCAGAAAAGAACCGUAGAGUAUCGUGCCAGUGUCUUGACCAAAGCAGCAGAUCGCGUCCAAGAGUGGGGCAGUAAAGUGAAGAAGAUGAAGGCCAUUUACUACACACUGAACCUCUGCAACAUAGACAUCACACAGAAGCUGAUAGUAGCAGAGAUCUGGUGUCCUGUUUCAGAUCUCACUGUUGUUCAUAACGCUCUGAUAAAAGGAUCAGAGCAGAGUGGUUCUAGUGUAACACCAGUCCUGAACCGUAUCCAAACCCAACAAACUCCGCCAACCUUCAACAGAACCAACACCUUUACUGAGGGAUUCCAAGCAAUUAUUGACGCCUAUGGAGUCGGUACCUAUCAAGAGAUCAAUCCAGCUCCAUACACUAUUGUGACCUUCCCCUUCCUGUUUGCGGUGAUGUUUGGAGAUUGUGGUCAUGGAUUUGUGAUGACAAUAUUUGCAGUGUGGCUCAUAAACCAGGCUGAAUAUUUAAGAAAGUGGAAAAAUGAGAUUACAGACGUCCUGGUCAGUGGACGCUACAUAAUUCUGCUCAUGGGAAUGUUCUCCAUUUACACUGGCCUGAUAUACAAUGACUGCUUCUCCAAGUCCUUCAACAUUUUUGGCUCUUCCUGGUGUGUUCGACCAAUGUUCCAUCCCCACGGGCCAUGGCACAACAAGUCACUGCAGGAACACCAUCAUCUUCAGCUGGAUCCGGUCAUUUCAGGGGUUUUUUCCGGUGACCCAUAUGUGUUUGGAAUUGACCCGGUUUGGAACAUUGCAUCAAACAAGCUGUCCUUUCUAAACUCCUUCAAAAUGAAGAUGUCUGUCAUAUUGGGAGUCAGUCAUAUGCUCUUUGGAGUGACCCUGAGUUUGGUGAACUAUGUAUAUUUCCAAAACUUCCGGGACAUCGUAUUUCAGUUUGUUCCGCAGCUGAUAUUCAUACUCUCUCUUUUUGGAUAUCUGGUCUUCCUCAUCAUCUACAAAUGGAGCAUCACUCUACAAUCUGACAAGGCUCCAAGCAUUCUGCUGCUCUUCAUCAACAUGAUGCUGUUUGAUUAUCAAUCUCAACAUAAUCUCCUUUAUGGAGGACAGAAAGCCGUGCAGAUUUUCCUGGUUGUUACGGCUGUCCUCAUGGUUCCUGUGCUGCUCCUGGCCAAACCCUUAUUUGUCUACAGGACCCGCAUGAAAACCAGACACCAGGUUUUUGGAAACUCUCUGAAUGAUCAGAGUAGAACAGAUGCACGUUCUUCGUUCUCACAUCAUCAGAGAGAUGAAACGGUAAGCAUGGGUGACAUAUUUGUGUAUCAGGCCAUCCACACAAUCGAGUACUGCCUGGGCUGCAUUUCCAACACAGCCUCGUACCUUCGACUCUGGGCACUGAGUUUGGCUCAUGCAGAGCUGUCAGAGGUGCUUUGGCGGAUGGUUCUACAGGUGGGACUGAAGUUCACCUCUGGGAUGGGCUCUUUCAUGCUUGCACUGCUCUUUGCUGCUUUUGCUCUUCUGACAGUGACUGUUCUUUUGUUGAUGGAGAGCCUUUCUGCUUUUCUGCAUGCUUUACGCUUGCACUGGGUUGAAUUUCAGAACAAGUUUUACGAAGGAACUGGCUACAAGUUCACACCCUUGUCCUUUGGCAGCCUGUUAAAACAAUGAUAGUUAUUGAUUAUUUAUGGCCUACUAACAGUUUAAGUCCUUAUUAUGUUUUAGUGAAUAUACUGUAAGAAUAUAUAUAUUUUUUUUUUAUGUAAAUAAUUAUAUAUAUUUACAUUUUAACAGUGGUGUGUCCAGACUUUUUUGACUGGGGUGGCCCAUGUGGGGCACAGACUCAUUCAAGGGUGGCAUGAAGCAAAAUUCAAAAUCCCUGAUACUAAUAAUAAGAAGAAGAAGAUAUGUAAAUAUUCAGGAAUUUUUAAUAGUCGAAUGUUACUUAACUUAAUAAUUGAUUAAUUGUUAUUAAUAUUGUAAAACACAGAAGACUGUAAUUUAGUAUUUUUCUGUAUAAUUUUAAGUCGUUUCUCUUUAAACUGCAUAAAUGUUAUGGACUCUGCUAAUAUGAACAAAUUAAGAGCAGCGCAUCAUUGAACACACGGUUGUUCUGGGCAGUUUUGGGGAGUUUUGGGGUUGGAGAGAUGACGCUACCGUGCGUUAUGUGAUAAUAUCAAGUAGUUUAUUUUAUUUUGAGACAAUAAAGAAGAUAUUGAAGAUAUUUAUUAAUCCUAUCAAGGGCCUACACAUAAAGAACGUGCAGUGUAUAAUGUGAAUGUGCAUUCAGUUUAAUGUAUCUACUCAAUUUAGCCAAAUAUUGGGACUGCCAAAUGUAAUUUGAUUAUUUCAUUAAUAAGUGCUUUAAAAGCUUAAUUUGAUAAUUUUUUGCAUCUUUUCUUAAGGGAUGUACUAUGAGUUAAGACUGAAUGAAUUACAUUAUGAAAGGAAGUAAAUAUAGGCUAUUUGAACUUUCUGCUAAUAAAAAAUAUAUAAGUGUAUUCAUUUAAUUUUAACUCAAACACAUGAUUAUGAUAAAA
Molecule: messenger RNA, 3422 nt
Organism: Xyrauchen texanus (razorback sucker)
Lineage: Eukaryota; Metazoa; Chordata; Actinopteri; Cypriniformes; Catostomidae
Product: V-type proton ATPase 116 kDa subunit a 1
Exons: 20
Coding region: 64-2553 (829 amino acids)
Biological process (GO): vacuolar acidification; proton transmembrane transport
Cellular component (GO): plasma membrane; vacuolar proton-transporting V-type ATPase complex; vacuolar proton-transporting V-type ATPase, V0 domain
Molecular function (GO): ATPase binding; proton-transporting ATPase activity, rotational mechanism
Source: RefSeq, a predicted model, not a curated record